Messenger RNA from Capra hircus (goat), 4272 nucleotides. RefSeq names its product CD38 molecule (gene CD38). Gene Ontology annotation, biological process: positive regulation of B cell proliferation. The record is from RefSeq and is a predicted model, not a curated record. Bases 114 to 947 code for a protein of 277 amino acids. Gene Ontology annotation, molecular function: phosphorus-oxygen lyase activity; NAD+ nucleosidase activity. Lineage: Eukaryota; Metazoa; Chordata; Mammalia; Artiodactyla; Bovidae. The transcript is spliced from 8 exons. Gene Ontology annotation, cellular component: plasma membrane.
GAGCGCUAAAGGGGAAGUGCAGUUUGAGAACCGGGCUAGCGCUCUCCUCCCCGGCCGCGCGGACUCCAGCGGCCUCUUCUACAAGUCGGUCCGGGAGAACCUCAUCGGACCCCAUGGCCGACUGCUGCACGGGAAAGAAGCUUUGCUACUGCCUUCUUCUGUGCUUCCUGGUGGCGGGGAUCAUCGGGGGGGCGAUCGGAAUCCACAAGUGGUACCACUCCGGGCUCAACAGGUGGCACGGGCUAGGCAGCACCGCCGAUUUUCAGAAAAUCAUCCAAGAGCGAUGCGACACCUACCCCCAGCAGAUCUGGUCGUAUUCCAGAAGCAGAAACUGCCAAGAGAUCAAGCAGGCAUUCAUGAGUGCAUUCAUUUCCAAGGAUCCCUGCAAAGCGACAAAGGAAGACUACAGACGACUGAUCGACCUGGCAGAUUCCACUGUGCCUUGCAACAAGAGAGUCUUAUGGAGCAAAACAAAGGAGCUGGCUGGUGAAUACGCGAAAGUGCGGGGCCUGGUGACCCUGGAGGACACACUGCUGGGUUCCCUUGCAGACGGCCUCAGCUGGUGUGGAGAGCCAGGCUCUUCUGAUUUGAACACGUGGUCUUGUCCAGACUGGAAGAAAGACUGCAGAACAAACUAUCUUACUGUAUUCUGGGAAGUGCUGUCCGAAAGGUUUGCAGAAAGUGCCUGUGGUACAGUCCAGGUGGUGCUCGACGGGUCGCUCGAGAACGCCUUUAAUGAAAUGAGCAUAUUUGGACGAGUGGAAGCCCCUAACUUGAAGCCAGUGGUUACACUACAGGCUUGGCUGGUACAUGACCCUGGAAAACCUCCCCGUGACUCAUGCUCUGGCUCCUCUAUAAUGAAACUGAAGUCCAUCUUAAGUGAAAGAAAUGUCAGAUUUAUCUGCAGGGAUAAUCUCAGCCGGGACGAGUUUCUUGGAAGAUUCUGAGGAUUUAUCUUGCGGAUGAGUCAAUCAGCAUGGCUGAGCUCUGGCAGUACAGAUCAACACACACGAUUCAGGAGACGUGCUGGCGGAAAGUUGGGACUUUGGGGGGAAACUGUCGUCAUAAAAUUAACACCAGAGAUGGAAACCUUUUCCUCUGGGAUCUUAAAAUAACUUAUGCUAUUGACAUAGUUUUUAUCUUGAUCUAAUAGUCAAGAAAAAUUAAUUAUAAUAUAAAGUUAGAGUAGAAAUUUUAUACAGUUUUUAUUUCAUUUUUCAUAUGAUUCUUUUAUAUUGCUAAUAUGUUGGUAACAUCCUCUCUGUUGAAGAAUGAGCUCUCCAAACCUAUUGGCCGGUCAAGGAAAAUAAAUGCCCAGACUUUUCAGCAAAGGUCACGUAUCAAAAUGAAUGACCUUACCUCAAGAUAUAUUUUUGUAUCUUUCCUACAGAUAAACUCUAGAUGCCAUGGCUAUGGGUCAUGUUACAUUCUGUAGGAUGUGAGUUACUCCUGUGUUUGUUGUUUUAUCUCUAAUCCUUCCAACAGCCCUGUGAGGUUGAUAUUACUAUCCUCCAUUUGUUAAAUGAGAAGAAUAAGUUCAGAAAGUUUGUAUAAUUUCCCAGAAGUCAUACAUUUAGGUCAAGGCAGAGAAUGAAUUUGAACUCAACUUUAUUUCCAAGAUUCACGUGCUUGCCCUUUCUAGGCAGAUAAUACUAGAUUGAUAGUCCUUAUGUUCUCUUCUAAUGAAUGUAUGUUGGAUUAAAUUGAAUACAAUAGAAUCUGAAACGUGAUUUGUCUGCAUAGCUUCAAAGCAGGUACAUUUUUUCAUCCUCUUCCUUGCUUCUCCUCAUUUCCCUGUCUUAUGUAGGAGUCAGUUAAAAUGUAUUUCUUUGUUCUUGAUGCUGACAGUUUGUUUCUCACUUGAAUUUUACUUGAUUAGUCUUGCUUGGGAAUGAUCAUUUUUACUACUCUUAAAGAACCAACAUUUAACUGUUGAUUUUCUCAUUCCACUUAUUUAGGUUUUACUUUUCUCUGUAUUGUUAGAGAUAGAGAGAGUCUAAUUUCUUUGUAUUUCCUUAUUCAGCUUCUUAAGAUGGAAAUUGCGAUCACUGAGUUUGCAGAACUCAAACUGUGUGCAUUUUAGUACUAUAAUUUUUCUUCUGAGUGCUGCCUUAGCUGCAGCUCUUAAAAUUUUUGAUAUGUCUCUUUUCCUCAUAAUUUAAAAAUAUUUUCUGAUAUAACUGUUACUUCAAAAUGUGUUGCUUAAGUUUUAAACAUCCAGAUAUUUUCUACUUCUUUGUUGUUCUUGUCAAAACAGAAGAAGCAUUGAGUGGAGAAUUGAUAAACUCAUUUGGAAAUCCUUCAGGGAGCCCAGUAGGUUUGUUGAAAACAGCAUACAUUUUGAAGUCGGACGUUUCUGGGUCCAUAUUUUGGCAUCAGUCGGUGCUUUAGAAUGAAAUACCUAAUCUCUCUGAACUUCAGCUUCUUUGUCACUUAAAUAAGGAUUAUAAAUUUACCCUCAUCAGAGUGUGGUGAACACUAAAGAAGAUGACAGAAACUGACAGUCUAACACAGUGAGUCGUAUGUAAGAAUUCACUAGAACCUCGUAGAUGCCCUUCUGCCUGCCCUUUGAUUGACAGUCCAGUUCCUGUCAGGAGUUCUUGCAGCUACCGCCACCGCCACCAGCGCAGGGGUUCUUCACCAGCCCGUUCUCCGCCUUCUCGUGGGAUGUGGUCUUGGCUGGACAUGCAAAUAGGUGCUAGGGACCAGUUCUGGUUAAGGUGCAAUCUUGCCUCCUGCCUACCUGCAGAACGUCUUCAGAAAUAGGUCCCUGCUAAUCCACUGGGUAACCCAGCUGUUUUUCUUCUCAAGACUCUGCUUUAUUGCUGGGCUAGCUUGCUGAGUUCCGGGUCCUUUAAUGUACCUUCCUUGUUUACCGGGAUACCCCAUGAGGUGGCUCCCUGUGUCAGGAAAGUUUUGUCCUUAACAUCUCCUUUCAGUGAUGAAAUGGAUAGAGUAAAAAUCAGUUUGUGAGACUCUUCCCCUCAAGAAGACUCGUCUGAGUGCUUAAGGUCACAGCUGGUGGACACCAAAGAGGAGGCUGGUCCCCAGGUUGUCACGCCUGCUGCAGAGCGCCCUGAGGGCCCUGGAGGCGGCCGGGGGCUGAGGUGCUAUUUGCUCCUCACACCACCUUUGCGUCUCCAUUAGCAUGAUGCUUCGUCCAUGACUCCGCUCUCCCUGUAGUUCUGAUUUUGCAUCUUUGCCAUUGACCAUGCAUCAUGGGCCUUCCCUGGUGGUUCAGCUGGCAAAGAAUCCACGUGCAGUGCAGGAGACGCUGGUUUGAUCCCUGGGUUGGGAGGAUCCCCUGGAGGAGGAAAUGGCAAUGCACUCCUGUAUUCUUGCCUGGAAAAUCCCAUGGACAGAAGAGCCUGGCGGGCUCCAAUCCACCGGGUCGAAAGAGUCAGAUAUGACUCAGUGACUAAAUCGUGUGUCUCUAGCCCUAAGGACUUUUUCCGUAAGUAGAUCCUCUAUAUCGCUCUUCUUAUAAGUGACAUCUCUACCAAACUGCUGAUUGCUCAUCAAACCUCAUAUUUUACUCCUAAACCUGCUAUGCCUUAUCUCCCCACUUCAUUCCUGUGUGCUCUAGAAAAAUCCUGUCACUAUCCCAAAUUUUACACACCACCAUAUUCACCCAAAGGCUCUGGGAAUGAACCGUAGCCUCCUUUCCCGUUUCCAGCUCCUCAAGGAGCACUAUUUUCCUUCUCUAAUGGCUUAUGACUUGACAACAUUUGAGGCACACUUUCAAACACAGUUCUGAUAGUUGGAAGGAUACACAUAUGCACGUAUGGUGUAUAUGUGUACAUGUGUACACACAUUUUUCUCAGUCCAUAGGGAUGCUGCAUUUAGUAGGUCUUUCUUAGUCCCAUUUGUGUCGACCUGUUUCGCACCACAUCUGUGUCUCUUACAUACUUGGCAGACAAAGCCAAGUACAUGUCAAAUAUUUUGGGAAAAUACAUUCUUUUCGGCUCGACAACUUUCUGUGCCUUUCCACUCUUGUUGGAAACAAGCUCACCCAAGCCUGCACACUCCCCGCUGGAAGAGAUGCCUUGGGAGCUGUGCUGACUUACUUCCUGGCAUGCAGUUUCCCUGAGGACCACUCCCAAGACUGUGACUUGGGCAUCUCAGGUAGAAUCCACAUGGUGCAGAAUGACUCUGUGUUUUUGUGGCUUUUUAAAGGGCACGUGGUUAUUUAUACGAAUACAAGUCUUGUAUGGCAAGUUAAAAUUGUAUGAAGCAAAAUGUUAAAAUAAACCUACAGCAUAACUUUAAAAA